Hippocampus zosterae (dwarf seahorse) is the source of this 1132-nucleotide messenger RNA. Its product is annotated as mucin-2-like. Gene Ontology annotation, cellular component: extracellular matrix. The transcript has 7 exons. The record is from RefSeq and is a predicted model, not a curated record. The coding region runs from base 1 to 1032 and encodes 343 amino acids. Lineage: Eukaryota; Metazoa; Chordata; Actinopteri; Syngnathiformes; Syngnathidae.
AUGUUCCAAAACCAACCCAUCGCAAAAUUAUUGUUCGACGCAGAAAAACAACUAAGAGUGAGAAAACAACUGGACGAGUCUGUGGUUACCACCAGACCCGGACAAACAACCGCAGCAGAGGGAACCAUAUUCAAGAGUGAAACAACACCCAGACUCACCCCUGGGCCAACAACCACAUCUACUACAGUUGACUACAGUACUACUGAUUUGACUCCAACGCAUGUUCUUGGGACCACAAUUAUCAGACCCGUAACACAAACCCUUGCCGGCACUGAGACUGUGUACACAAGUCCAACAAGCACGACCGGGCGAGACAGGAUCACAGCUUCAGCCUCUUCUGUCCCAGUCAAUCCAAAGUUGUGUGGCUGUUUUUUCAACGGGACUCCGUACCGUCCUGGUGAGUUUGUGUACAACGCGAGCGACGGUUUUGGCCGGUGUUUCGUCGCGUAUUGCAACGCAUCCUGUCAAGUGGAGACACGACCCGGGCUCUGCCCGACGCUCGCCGCCGACACCGCCGGCUGCGUCGUGGUCACUCCCGACAACGCUUUGCACGUCGUCGAGGUGAACAGCACGUGGGUGUGGCCCGGCGACGCCUGUCUGACGUUCACAUGCCAGCGCAUCAACGGGCACCUGCACACUAUGGAGACCAAGACCACCUGCCCCGCUUUCAACCCGCUGGACUGCCGACCCGGCAGCGAGACCACCGACGUCAACGGCUGCUGUCGACGUUGUGAGCUGCGCAACGUGUGCCAAGUGCGGACGCGAGCCGCCGUCCUGGAGGUGAACGGCUGUCGCAGCGCCGGACCCGUCAACGUCACUUCCUGCGCCGGGCAAUGCGAGAGCUCGUCCACGUACUCGGCGGCCGCCGACGCCAUGACUCACCGGUGCCAGUGCUGCCGAGAGAGCGCCACCAGCCGGCGGGCGGUGGAGCUGACCUGCCCCGACGGAUCCAGGCUGCGGCAUAGCGUCGUGGUGGUGGAAGCGUGUCGCUGCGGCGCCGCGGCCUGCCUCGAGGAGCUGCCGGGACCCUGAGCCGGCCGGCGCUCCCGCUCGGUCUUCCCGCCGAUUCCCGCUUCGGAAAACAUUUGGGCAAUAAACGCAUCGAGAAAUGACUCGGUGGAUGCGGUUUCAA